AUGCGCCGCGCACCUUCGCCCGGAUGCUGAUGUCUAACGACCGAGCGCGAACCUCCGAAGAUGAACCCUUUAACUAAGGUGAAGCUGAUCAACGAGCUGAAUGAGCGAGAGGUCCAGCUGGGGGUGGCCGAUAAGGUGUCCUGGCACUCCGAGUACAAGGACAGCGCAUGGAUCUUCCUGGGAGGGCUUCCUUAUGAACUGACUGAAGGGGAUAUCAUCUGUGUGUUUUCACAAUAUGGGGAGGUCGUUAAUAUUAAUCUUGUGCGAGACAAGAAGACUGGGAAAUCCAAAGGAUUCUGUUUCCUGUGCUAUGAAGACCAGAGGAGUACAAUUCUGGCUGUUGACAAUUUUAAUGGGAUCAAGAUCAAAGGAAGAACUAUUCGAGUGGAUCACGUGUCUAACUAUCGAGCUCCUAAGGACUCAGAAGAAAUGGAUGAUGUGACCAAAGAGCUCCAGGAAAAGGGCUGUGGGGCUCGUACCCCCUCAUUGAGUUCAUCUGAGGGCUCUGAAGAUGAAAAACUCACAAAAAAGCACAAAAAAGACAAAAAGGAAAAAAAGAAAAGAAAGAAAGAAAAAGAGAAGGCUGAUCGGGAGGGACAGGCAGAACAGCCAUCCUCCUCUUCAUCACCCAGAAGCAAGAUGAUAAAGGAAAAGGAUGACCUUGGCCCUAAGAAGCACAGCAGCAAGAACUCGGAGAGGGUUCAAAAGUCAGAGUCCAGGGAGGGGCAAAAGCACUACCCCGGCUCCCCUGAGGUCAGGACUACCUGCCAUGAUGGAGCAGAAGAUCUAGAGAGGGAGCCGAAGAAGGAGAAGACCAAGCAUGAGCACAGGUCCUCAAGCAAGAGGGAGACAGAAAAGAACAGGGAUGGGGCAAGAGAAGAGAAGAACAGAGAUGGGGCAAGACAAGAGAAGAACAGGGAUAGGGACAGAGGGCGAAGCUCAGACACACAUUCUAGCCGGCACAGCAGGCGAUCUGAAGGGCGUAGUCAUAGAAGUAGAAGUAGGAGCCAAGAUAAAUUCCAUAGGCAUAGAAGGACCCGGCACUCCCAGGAGAGGGAGUCUUUGACUCCCAGUGACCGCAGGCAUCACUGAAGCCUAUUCAACUCUCAGUAGAUUUGUAAAUGAACUAUGUUUUUAAGAUAUGGUCAAAUUCGGUUAUACUGUUACUAUUUUUAUAUAAAAUAGUAUAUUUUUAUACUAUAUAUUAGUAUAAGUACUAAUAUAUAAUA
Molecule: messenger RNA, 1229 nt
Organism: Carlito syrichta (Philippine tarsier)
Lineage: Eukaryota; Metazoa; Chordata; Mammalia; Primates; Tarsiidae
Gene: RBMX2
Product: RNA binding motif protein, X-linked 2
Exons: 6
Biological process (GO): mRNA splicing, via spliceosome
Cellular component (GO): catalytic step 2 spliceosome; precatalytic spliceosome; U2 snRNP
Molecular function (GO): RNA binding
Source: RefSeq, a predicted model, not a curated record